Messenger RNA from Astrephomene gubernaculifera, 6704 nucleotides. Lineage: Eukaryota; Viridiplantae; Chlorophyta; Chlorophyceae; Chlamydomonadales; Astrephomenaceae. The record is from the annotation of a GenBank genome assembly.
GGCAUUUCUACGUUUGUAUUGCAAGUUAAUGUAGUAUGCAAAUCAGCUAGCGAGCUCGGGAAGUGGUGCGUAAGGGAUCAGCCUGAUGUGCCUCUCCGUCGCAAGUAGAAUAACGACAAAACAAUUGCUGUAGCGUAUCUCUGUUCAUCGCAUUACGUAUGCGCGUCAGUCCCUCUGGCGUCCCUCGGGCAUGGAGGUUGACGACCGCACCACAAGGCGGGGAGGAAGCCCUAGAAAGCGUGACCAGGCGUCUGGGCAGAAGCCCCACCUCAAGGUUGUUACCUAUGCUAAGGAUGCCUCCGGCCGUCUUGUACCAACCUCGACGCACAGAGCUCCCCUAACCUCAAGCCCGGCGGUUAGUCCCCGCCGCCUACCGUACAGCAGCACCGAUGCAGGAGCUAUACUUUUUCAACCGCAUGUGCACGACCAGCCAAAUCAGGAAGAUCCAUUAACCGUACUGCUUGGUGCCGGGUCCCUAACGCCAGCGUCAUGGACCCAUGAGGGCCAUGACACGUCAUCGAACGUUCCUGCCGUGGGACAUAGUCAACCAGUUGGCGACGACCAUAGAGACGGUCCAUGGCAGCCACACGGACACACGGAUAUGGCGGUGCAAGGUAACCAGCCAUCCUUAGAAGCAACGUUUGCGGUCGCCAAGCAGAUCACAAGAGACGCCGCGUCACAACAUGGCAACAACAGCAACCCGCCGCCGCUGCCGCCACCAUCGCCCUUGCAGCUGCCAGCAGGUGUCAGCGCCCACGAUGCAGCCGUCGGGGCUGCGGAGCUUGUUGGCGGCAGGCCCGUCCGGGAUGUGGGGCCCGCUAGACCAGGAAUAAGCGGCACGCGUGUACAAUCCGUUGCGUUACCUGCCCAACAUGGGAAUCCCAAAAGCGGCACCGCACGUGCUCGGCAGGAAAUCUUCCACAGACGUGGCCGACUGACGCGCGAACUGACGGAGCUGGGCCUGCCGCCUGUAUACAUGCACCAUACGAACCUCCUGGUCGGCAAACAAGUGCUGACGGGAGCCAAAGAUGCGUCCGCGGCAAGCACCAAACAGCCCCAGGACCAGCAGCAGCAGCCCGCCUGGCGGAAGCUGAGGCAGCAGGCCCUAGAUCCCGCCCACAACCCCGUCAUGGCGCGAAACGUGCGCUUAAAGGCGCAGCUGGCGCAACACGCAGCGCGAGGCGCUGCGGCAGUUGCUGCAGCUGCCGCCGCAGCGGCAGGAGCAGGGGCUGGGAAAGCAAGGCACAGCUCCCGCGCGCUUCGCCACGCAUCAGCCGUUGACGAGGCGUCCCGGACCAUCAGCAAGCUGCAAGUGGUGGAUGGCACCGGGGAGCGGCGCAUGGGGUCGGCACCGGUGUCCAAGCCCUACUACCCAAGGCGCCGCAGGGGCGGCGUUCCGGCCAACGAGACGGAGGGAGGCGACAUGAUGCCGGGCCGACUGGCGCGGCUGGUAGCGCAGCAGGUGGCGGAGGAGCAGGCACUCCGGGAGCAUGCCAUAGCAGCCUCCACCGGUCAGCCACGUAAGGUGCCCACAAAGGAGCGACGGCGGCAGGCGCAGAUCCAAGCCCUGGCGGAUGCCAUAGUGGCGGCUCCCCAGCUGGGUAUCCGCGAGCUGGGCGUCUACCUUCCGCACGAGCUGACGCUGCCGGCGCCGUCGUGUACGGCAACGACGGCGGCACAUGACGUGGCGGAGGACGCUUCUUCAACGCCUCUUGCAGCCCUGGAGGAGGCAUUGCGUCUGCUAGAGCGCAGCGCUGCAGCUGCACGAGCAACCGUCGCGGCUGCAGAAGACGAUUACGGCUCCUUUUAUCCCCGCGGCAGCGGUGCUGCUGACGUCACUGCCGACGAGGACGCGAACCCCUCCCCUGCUGCAAGCUCGUACGGCAGUGGCGGGCACUACUUGUACGAGGAGGGCUUGGCGGAGGAUGAGGACAGCGGUGAGGACGGGUCGACUGGCAACAGCAGCUGCUGGGAGGGCGACCGGGACGGCAGCGAGGGCGGCGGGGUGAAGGCCCGAGCCCAAGGAUCACCACCCGGAGGGAAUGCGGAUGACGUGUCGCCCAAGAGGGGAUCGUUGUAUCCCGAUGCGGUGGCCUUGGAGGCCAACCCCGGAGCCGGCGUCACCGUAGUGCGCUACCCGGCUAGCGACGUCAGGCGCCGGCAGUGGGCGCAGAUGCGCAGUCCGGACCGCGGAGUGCAGGCCGCCCGCAGCCGCAUGGAGCAGGUGCACAGCGCGCAGGCUGCGGCCGUCAUGCCGUUUGACCUCACGGCCUUGCGCCGCGCGGAUGCACGACUCGCCAAUGAAGUAACAGGGGGCCGGAUGCGCAAGAGGCCCGGGUCUGCUGUCGAGGACUCAACCUCAGGUGCGGCACCUGCCGCUUCGAGCCCGCCUGCACCGCUCGCGUCGCCGCAGCUGGUCACGCCAGCCGAGGAUGCUGCGGGAACGGGCACACCAGGGGCAAGCGCCGGCACUCCGGUGCCUUCACGGCUUGGGCCGCCAGGAACCGAGGGGGGCGUGCCAAGCCGUGAUGACGGGAGCGGAGAGGGCCUGGAUGAGAGGAGGCCGUUUGGCAGCAAGACCUUGGACCACGCCAGCGCUGAUGCUGCGGCUGCGGCCGCCCAGGAAGUCCUGUCUGACGAACGGAAGGCGACCCCUGGGCUUCAAGGGUCCAGGGACUGGGGUCCCUCCCUUGAGCGCUUUGGUAUGACUUCUGAUGACAUGGACGCUUUUGACGAAGACCAAGACGACGAGGAUGAGGGCAGGAGAGGUCAAGCACGGCAUGAGGGUCGGCAGUCCAUGGCAAGGGCUGACGCAGGCGGGGGUAGCGGCAGCGACGAUGGCGAUAGUCGCUGGGGUGUGGAGGACGCGGACGAGCUUGGCUACCCCCUUGCGUUCGGCUGCGGUCCUCCCAAGAUUGCCACCCCUUCACAACCACCUUCCGGCGACUCUGGCAUGGGUGGCAACACAGCUCGCCUUGCUGCCAUGACCGGUGCGACAGCAACAAGAUGUGACGAUGAUGGAGCGGGACACAUGGACGAUGAUGGAGCGGGAAGCACCGGCUCAUGGGGCAUCCAGCAGGGCCCUAUUGCCGUUGCCGUUGCAUCCAAGAUACCCCCAAGAUACCAUGCCGCUCCAACACCACCAGGCGCCCAAGGGCACGCAGUUACGUCUACACCACCUGUGCACCCCGAGACAGCUGGCGGCGCGGCGGCAAGAGGCGGACUGCUGGCGGAGCUUGGGCUGGUUUCGGAGGCGCCCGUCGUCGACCCACAUGACAUCCCGCCCCUGCAGUUUACUCCCCCACCUGCCUGGAUGUUGGGUCCCAGAGAGGAGGCCGGAGAAGCGGAUAGGCAGGCCGCAAGCGAUUGGAAGGGGAACAAGGCUAUUGCACAAGAUCUUCUUCCUCGGAGCCCUCAUGAAGACAACGGACAAGCACAUGCCGUUCAAGAGGAGCAUGUAUCCGGGGCGCAACGACCCGUGGGGCGCGUAGAAGCUGCGUUGGCUCAAGCGAAGGAACGCAUGUCCUUUGGUCCCGUUCGAUAUGACGACAUGACGUUUCAUUUUACGGACCCGCCGCGGACUUCGAUAGGGCCGGAGUGUCGGUGACAUGCAGUGCAGGAUAAGGUCGCGCUUAGUUGGCCUUGCUUGCUCCUAUAGAAGGGCUUUAAGCAUACCGGUACGCCCGCUGCACAGUUAUAAAGGGCUCUGUAUUUACGGGUCGCUGACAGUCGUUAAGGAUAAGGUGGGCUCAAGCACUGACUUUUUAUGAAAGCCAGACCAACUCGUAGAUAUAGAAUGCUUAUAAAUUAAGGUAUCCUUUCUACGCAAUGCAGGCCUGGACGGCGCCUGGCGGCUAACUGUACAUGAUGUGCAACUGAUUACUGCAGUAUGAUAAAAUUGCAGCGAUCACAAAACCAACUCAGCUGCUCCUUGUAAAGAUACGACCCCUUGUGUUGUGUUUCUCUUCUAGUUGGUUGCUCUUAUACCCAAAUGUUGGUCCUUGUGUCUUAAGUGCAGAAGAGCGCUUGAAGCAGCUCUCUGCAAUAACUUCUCAAAGGCAACAGUAGAAGAGUGCUGACGGUGUAGCAGACGCCAGUUUUCAAGUGCAGCGAAGACCAGGGCUCGUGAGGGUUAUCAUCAGUGGUUCAGUGACCAGCUACCAGCAAAACUAUGUCUGCUGCUGCAACUAUCAGCAUGAGCAACACUGUCAAGGAUGGAACCAACCAGCAAGGGGCUCAGCCGGCUACCCCAACCGGAGCGGUGACCUGCACACGGCCAUCAAUUGCGUCGUUGUGCAAGUCGCUAGUAGCUGGUGGAGUCGCUGGUGGCCUGUCGCGUACCGCGGUGGCGCCCUUGGAGCGCCUGAAAAUUCUUAUGCAGGUGCAAGGUAACGAGCAAAUCUACCGUGGUGUUUGGCAGGGCCUUGUCCAAAUGGCCAAAACGGAUGGCGUGAAGGGCAUGAUGAAGGGCAACUGGACCAACUGCGUCCGCAUUAUCCCCAACUCAGCUGUCAAGUUCCUAACUUAUGAGCAGCUCAGCAGGGAGAUGUCCGACCACUACCGGGCAACGACGGGCAGCGGCGAGCUUACGCCCGGUCUGCGGCUGAUAGCUGGGGCGUGCGCAGGUAUUAUUGCGAUGAGCGCCACGUACCCGCUGGACAUGGUCCGCGGUCGGCUAACGGUGCAGGAGGGACGUAACCAGCAGUAUCGCGGCAUUGUUGACGCCGCGAGAUUAAUCCUAAAGCAGGAGGGCGCACUGGCGUUCUACAAAGGCUGGCUGCCGAGCGUCAUCGGGGUCGUGCCGUACGUUGGCCUGAACUUCGCCGUCUACGAGACGCUGAAGGCCGGGCUCAUAAAGCAGUACGGGCUACGAGACGAACGCGAAAUUAGCAUUGUGGCACGGCUGGGCUGCGGUGCGGUGGCGGGCUCCAUGGGCCAGACGGUGGCCUACCCCUUCGACGUCGCUCGCCGCCGGUUGCAGGUGUCCGGUUGGCAGGGCGCCAAGGAGCUGCACAGCCACGCCGGUGAAGUCGUGGCGUACCGGGGCAUGGUGGACUGCUUCGUGCGGACAGUGCGGGAAGAGGGCAUGCAGGCGCUGUUUAAGGGACUGUGGCCGAACUACCUCAAGGUGGUGCCGUCAAUCGCGAUCGCGUUUGUCACGUAUGAGCAGAUGAAGGAGAUGAUGGGGGUGGAGUUCCGCAUUUCGGAGUGAGCAGAGCAGCAGAGAGGGAGGUGAGCGAACGGGUUGGUGGGUAGGAUGCUGCAGCUGAAGACAAUAGUGGAAGCUAAAGCACGGUGAGCGGCUGCGCUGGCAGUAGUAGUUUGUGCUCUGCCACGUCCUUCGCACCGUGGGUUCGUCAGGGUGGAGGGCCACGCUUGGCCCGUUGCAUGGCAGCAAUUGGGAGAUGGGAAGAGCUUCACGCUGGCCCCGUCUGGUCUCUAGUUAACAAACAGCAUGCAGUGUUCACUUUCAUGGUUAAUUGUCUGGAGCAUUCCUUUUGUUUGGAGUUCAGGACUUGGUGUGAUCCUCAGCGAUGAAGUUUUGCAGUCAGGGGUCCUCCUGUCAGGGGAACAUCCUGUUGCGCUGCGCUUGAUAGCAGACCAGCAGCCCCUUUUAGGCGGUUGUUUGGCCUGGUACAGGCCUGACGCGCGGAGGGAUACUCGUGUCAAGCUUAGGUGUCUACUGCUUUGACUGGGGUGAAUCUGGGAUUGGAUAAUGAUUGAGGAUGCCCAUAUCGGCUUGACAGAGAAACCGAAGCUAGGAAUGUUGCGUAUGUUUGUAUGUGCAGUAGCUAUUGUGAGGCGUUGUCAGCUUCGGCUAUAGGGUGUCAGUAUAACGCGUUAAGGCGCCACGCGCCGCCGGGCAGUGUUCCUUUUGCAAUGCCAAGGUUGUGUGCGUGGCGUGGCCUGCCUCUGGUGGUCGGUCGGCUAGCCCAUGCUGGCGUCCCCUGGGACGAUUGCUAGGCGGAUCAACACUGUCGUCCUAAUAUCGCUAACUAUGCGAGAAUGACCGCGUUUCUUGUGUACGAUAGGCUGACUGAUGGUGUUCUGAAAGGCCGCUGCCAUGCAGCUAAACGCACCAGGUGGUAUACCAAAAAGGCUGUAGUGCCAUGACGCUGCCUGCGCGCCUUUGUCGGCGUGAAGGUUUGGCCCUCGGUGUUCGGGCCCUGGCUCGACAGGACGCGCGUUCUUGACACAGGGCUUCUUACGAACUCCAGCCAGGGUAGGUAUGCUGUGUAGGACUGCAUGCUUUGCGCCUCUUGUGCCUCGUUGCAUGCUCCUGUCUGCGUGCAAAGUGCUGCCUAAGGAAUGCAAUCAUGGCAGGUCGUCUGAGCACGUAGAGGCUGUUGAGAGGCGUACGGACUGGCCAGCAGACUUAGUUCCUACGCGUGCAAGAUUCCAACGUGUUUAUGUGGCGUAGUUGUGAGCACUUAAGCUCCGUUUUGCGGAUGCUCAUAUUGCAUGUGCCUCAUGUUCGUAGGCGCUUGGAGGUGGCGAUUUUUUAUGGUGUUUGCCUGGGAUGGUAUAAGGCCCCGUGCUUGGGCUAGAAUUUAUGCGCUUAUGAAGUGGUGGUGGUUUCAGAAGUUGCGGCAUUCAGUGCUUAUGUAACAGUCUCAACCGUGAACUUCAAUCCUGCAGCAGUAUUGGCAAGGGCCUCUUGUGGACACGGGCCCCACGUGGCCAUACCCACAUGGCAAUCACGG